Molecule: messenger RNA, 2985 nt
Organism: Pyrus x bretschneideri (Chinese white pear)
Lineage: Eukaryota; Viridiplantae; Streptophyta; Magnoliopsida; Rosales; Rosaceae
Molecular function (GO): oxidoreductase activity; methyltransferase activity
Source: RefSeq, a predicted model, not a curated record
UGAGAUGAUGAAGUAAUUAGUUAAUUUAAUAAAUAGUCCUAACACUCUAAAUAAUUAAUUAUCUCAUCGCAAGUAUAAAUGGACCAGCAUGGCGCAUUGUCAGUAUUAUAUGGACCUAGACCUUACUUGGCUUAUCUGUUUACUGUUUUUUUCUGGGACUGAGGAUGAGAGGGUAAAGUUGCAAACUUAACGGUGACCUUUCUGCUUCCAUCUUAUCAGUUUCAAAAACUCGGAAGCUCUUAACAUUGUGGAGGAUUAUUUGAAGUGAAAAACUGAGUGAAAAGAUGAGAGUGGCAGUGAUUGGUGCUGGGAUUAGUGGGUUGGUGUCUGCCUAUGUUCUUGCAAAGGAAGGGGUGGAAGUGGUGGUGUAUGAGAAGGAUGACUACUUGGGCGGCCAUGCCAGGACUGUCACAUUUGAUGGUGUUGAUUUGGACCUUGGUUUCAUGGUCUUCAAUCGUGUCACUUAUCCAAAUAUGAUGGAGUUCUUUGAGAGCCUUGGGGUUGAUAUGGAGACAUCUGACAUGUCCUUCUCAGCGAGCUUAGACAAUGGACGGGGGUGUGAAUGGGGCAGCAGAAAUGGUUUGUCGGGCUUGUUCGCACAAAAGACCAACUUGAUCAAUCCAUACUUCUGGCAAAUGCUUCGAGAAAUAACAAAGUUUAAACAUGAUGCAAUCAAUUAUCUUGGGGAGCUUGAGAACAACCAGGACAUUGAUCGCAGUGAAACCUUGGGGCAGUUUAUCAAGUCACGUGGCUACUCUGAAUUGUUUCAGAAGGCUUAUCUUGUUCCAGUAUGUGGGUCAAUCUGGUCUUGUCCUUCAGAAGGAGUUAUGAGCUUCUCAGCCUUCUCUGUUCUUUCAUUUUGUCGCAAUCAUCAUCUACUUCAGCUAUUUGGGCGUCCACAGUGGCUUACUGUCAGAUGGCGUUCACAUUGUUAUGUGAAGAAGGUCAGAGAAGUUCUGGAGAGUAAAGGCUGUCACAUAAGAACUAGCUCUGAAGUACAUAGGGUUUCCACAUCUGAUGAGGGUUGCACUGUAAUCUCUGGUGAUGGUUUGGAGGAAGUAUUCAAUGGAUGCAUAAUGGCUGUCCACGCUCCUGAUGCCGUGAGAAUUCUAGGCGACCAGGCCACAUCGGAUGAGUUGAGAGUUCUUGGUGCUUUCCAAUAUGUGUACAGUGACAUUUUUCUGCAUCGUGACAAAAAUUUAAUGCCCCGCAACCCAGCAGCAUGGAGUGCGUGGAAUUUUCGCGGAAGUAAUGGCAACAAAGUUUGUUUGACAUACUGGCUCAAUGUGCUCCAGAACAUUGAUGAAACCGGUCUUCCAUUUCUUGUGACCCUGAAUCCAGAACACACACCAAAACAUACCUUGCUUAAGUGGUCGACAAGCCAUCCAGUCCCAUCUGUUGCUGCAUCGAAGGCUUCGCUUGAGCUUCCUCGUAUUCAAGGAAAAAGAGGAAUUUGGUUUUGUGGAGCAUAUAAUGGGUAUGGCUUCCAUGAGGAUGGACUAAAGGCUGGAAUGGCUGCAGCACAUGGUUUGCUUGGAAAAGGUUGUGCCCUCUUGGACAACCCAAAACACAUGGUUCCGUCGCUGACAGAAACAGGGGCACGCCUUUUUGUUACUAGAUUUCUUACACAUUUUAUCUCCACCGGAUGUUUGAUUUUCUUAGAGGAAGGAGGAACAAUUUUCACCUUUGAGGGAACCGGAAAAGGGUGUUCUCUGAAAUGUGUUAUUAAAGUUCAUAAUCCUCAGUUUUACUGGAAGGUGAUGACACAGGCUGAUUUAGGCCUAGCAGAUGCAUAUAUCAAUGGGGAUUUUUCAUUCGUUGACAAAGACAAAGGUCUUUUAAAUCUUAUAAUGAUUCUCAUCGCCAACAGAGACGCAAAUUCUUCGGACUCAAAACUGACCAAGAAAAGGGGAUGGUGGACGCCAUUGUUAUUCACAGCUAGUAUAGCAUCAGCAAAAUAUUUUUUCCAGCAUGUUUCGAGGCAAAAUACUCUCACUCAGGCUCGCAGGAACAUCUCUCGUCAUUAUGACCUGAGUAAUGAACUAUUCUCGCUGUUCUUGGACGAGACAAUGACGUAUUCCAGUGCUGUAUUUAAGACAGAAAAUGAAGAUUUAAAGGUUGCUCAGCUGAGGAAAAUCUCCAUUCUGAUUGAAAAGGCUAGAAUUGAAAAGAACCAUGAAGUUCUGGAGAUUGGAUGUGGUUGGGGAAGCUUAGCUAUUAAAGUCGUCAAACAAACAGGUUGCAAAUACACCGGGAUCACACUGUCCGAGGAACAACUGAAAUAUGCACAAGAGAAAGUGAAAGAGGCUGGCCUUCAGGACCGCAUCAAAUUUCUUCUGUGCGAUUACCGCCAGCUUGCUAACAACAAAUAUGACAGAAUUAUAUCUUGCGAGAUGCUAGAAAGCGUGGGGCAUGAAUUUAUGGACGAAUUCUUUUCGUGCUGCGAAUCUGUGCUAGCAGAAAAUGGCCUUCUUGUUCUACAGUUCAUAUCAAUACCAGAUCAGCGCUACGAUGAGUACAGGCAAAGUUCAGACUUCAUAAAGGAAUAUAUUUUUCCGGGUGGAUGUCUACCUUCGUUAAGUAGGGUAACAUCGGCAAUGGCUGCUUCUUCCAGACUCUGUGUGGAGCACCUGGAAAACAUUGGAAUCCAUUACUUCCAAACACUCAGAUAUUGGAGAAAAAAUUUCUUGGAGAGACAAAGUGAAAUACUCGCUCUUGGAUUCGAUGAAAAGUUCAUCCGGACGUGGGAGUAUUAUUUUGAUUAUUGCGCGGCCGGUUUUAGGACGUGUACUCUUGGAAAUUACCAGAUGGUGUUUUCACGCCCCGGCAAUGUUCCGGCAUUCAGCAAUCCGUACGAAGGCAAGUGUUGCUGAUUUUCCUUUUAUUUUUCCUUGCUUUAAUUUUAAUUUCUCACAAUCAAGCUCAAGCUGACUUGCUUUAAUUUUAAUUAUUAUUUUUCAUAAUAAAACUGUUUUCUUUUAUUUA